CUAUAUAACAUCCUGCACAAGACUUUAACUGCGGGCCAUAACACAAUCUAUGGACAGACAAUGGGUCUGUGGACACUUCUUCUGCAUAUACACCUUGUGUUUUGUGUUUCUCUCGCACCACCUUCCAAUGUCUCCAUCUCUUCCUUCAACAUGGAGCAUACACUCAACUUCCUUGCCGGUCCUGGGACCCCCUCUGACACACACUUCACCGUCCAAAUCAUCCACCACAGGACUAACUCGUGGAGACCAGUGGUGGGUUGUUCGGAGCUGACAGCUGGACAGAUGUGCAACCUAACCAGAGUGUUCACUGACCUGUACACUCACUACAAAGCUCGAGUCCAAGCCUUCACAACCGCCCAGACAUCCAGCUGGACUGUAUCAACCUGGUUCCAGCCUUUGUCAGACACUGUGCUGGGACCUCCUGAUGUGUCUGUGUCUGGCUGUGGAAACUGUUUGAUCCUGCAGAUCAAACCUCCUGUAACAAAGGGCCUCCAGUAUAACCUGCAGCUGGAGAAUCUCUACAGAGGAGUGAUCCUACAUGUGCGAAGAACCAGGGAUGGGGCACAGUUCAGACUGAAUCUGCCGUACAGUGAAGAGAAAGUGAUCAUGUACCUGCAGCGAGGUGUAGAGUACUGUGUGAGCAUCUCUGUGACUGCACUCUUCAACUCCAACCCUGUCCCCAGUAAACCUCACUGUGCCUUCACCAGCCAUCCUCCAUCCAAAAGCUCAACGUAUUUGGUCAUCGGUGCGCUGGGUUUUUUCUGUAUACUGGGCUUCCUCAUCACUGGAUUGGUUUUGAAUAGUGGUCAGCGGAGCUUCAAAAUACUGAGACGACACCUAUUCACAUCUCUGUCAUGCACAAAUACAUCAUGAAGAGCCCUGAGGAGCAGCAGUGAGGGGGAGAGAACUGGCGCUAACCCUAAAGAUCAGAGGAGCUUGUUUCGGUAGAGUUGCUUGGGCCGACUGGUUUUAGAGCUGAAGGAAGCUGAGAGCAAAAUCUCUGGAUCAGUAUCAGAGUGAAGUUUUUGUAAAUUGAUGAAAAAUCGACUUUAUGUAAUUUCUUCUGACUCUAAAUGUGUUUUAGGUGAAUGAAGUCUUUGUAAUUUAAAAGACUUUAAAAAUUCAAUGAAUACUUGGAUCACAUGAUGAUUGAUCACAAUACCUAACUAAUGAAUGAUGAUUUUAGCAACUAGAUUAUAUAUUCAUAACAGAAAUGAGUUGUACUCAUACAUGAGUUUACAGUAAUAAGGCAAAAAUGUAAAAAUACGCAAAGUGGACUGAAAUGUUUCUUUGAAUGUGGCUGUCUAUCCUUUUAGCAAAGUGGUACUUUUUUCUUAAUUUCUUCACAUGGUUACUGGUCUUAUAAAGAAACUGUUAUAGUAUACAACGAGAAUAUGCCAUUGGAUGACAUUAUUAUUUCAUGUUGACAAUUUUUAUCCAGUUCACCAUGUUUUUUCAACAAAUGUUUUUGAUACUGUUAUCUAAUCUGGAUGAUGAUGCUUUUAUUAUGGUGGCACACCACCGUGAUGUGUGCAAGAAAUUGGGAAACACUUGGAUUCCACUUGUAUGAAGAUCAGAUAGCUGGAAAUCAAUGAUGAAUAAAGUAAAUAAUGC
Messenger RNA from Paralichthys olivaceus (Japanese flounder), 1614 nucleotides. RefSeq names its product interferon alpha/beta receptor 2-like. Gene Ontology annotation, molecular function: cytokine receptor activity; protein binding. Lineage: Eukaryota; Metazoa; Chordata; Actinopteri; Pleuronectiformes; Paralichthyidae. Gene Ontology annotation, biological process: cytokine-mediated signaling pathway. Gene Ontology annotation, cellular component: plasma membrane. The record is from RefSeq and is a predicted model, not a curated record.